Molecule: messenger RNA, 910 nt
Organism: Paramisgurnus dabryanus
Lineage: Eukaryota; Metazoa; Chordata; Actinopteri; Cypriniformes; Cobitidae
Source: RefSeq, a predicted model, not a curated record
AUGUCUGAGGUUAUUUAUGACGAUGUGACCAGAACUGAGACUCUGGAAAUGGACAGAGAGACAACAGAGAUGAUGGAGGACAUGUAUGAAAAUUCUGAUGUAAGAAAUGAUGAAGUGAUGAUAAACACAGAGAAGAUGAGUUCACAGAGACAGCAAGCGCUUCAACAUACAGGAAGAGUCUCAGUGAAGAACAGAAGACACAGAUCAGUUCAAGUGUGUUUGUGUUUACUGUCUGUUCUUCUGUUCACUGCUGUAAUAGUCAUCUGUGUCUAUUUUAUCAUGGAGAGAAAACAACUACUAACUCACAACUAUAACUUGACUAAAGAAAGAGAGGAACUGUGCAGCUGGCUUACUAAACAAGAUCAGCGCUCUUAUAACUUUAAGUGGAUUUACUACAACUGCAGUUUUUAUUACAUUUCUUCUGAGUGGAGAAGCAGAAAUGACAGCAGACGAGACUGUGAACAGAGAGGUGCAGAUCUAGUCAUUAUAAACAACAAAGAGGAACAAGAGUUUUUGCUGAAGGCUACAGCUGGUCAAUAUUGGAUUGGUCUAAGUCAAGAGGAAGGGGUGUGGAAAUGGGUUGAUGAUACCACACUAACAUUAAAUUUCUGGAUAAAUGGACAUCCCAGACACAACCAUACAUGUGCUGUGACAUCUUCAUCAGGAUGGGUUAGUCAUUUAUGUAAUAGGAACCAAAGAUGGAUCUGUGAGAAGAGAAUUUUACAAUCACUGAUCAUAUAAUAAAUAAACAAAAAUAAUUUACUGUUAAGCAAUAAAUAAACUACACUGUCAAAAUUCACUCAACUUACAUUUUUAUAUUAACUUACAAUUUUAAGUAGUUUCAACUUGAAAUGUUUUGUUCUAAUAUUUAAAUAAUUCACCCAACUAAUUACUUUUUUAAGUUACCAGC